Molecule: messenger RNA, 1330 nt
Organism: Oryctolagus cuniculus (rabbit)
Lineage: Eukaryota; Metazoa; Chordata; Mammalia; Lagomorpha; Leporidae
Gene: SPMIP6
Product: sperm microtubule inner protein 6
Cellular component (GO): perinuclear region of cytoplasm; manchette
Molecular function (GO): alpha-tubulin binding
Source: RefSeq, a predicted model, not a curated record
GGGUGAGGUGGGAGUAGGAAGGCUGUAGGGGAGGAAAGCGGAGGCAUCCUCCACAGCAGGGGGCACAGCAGCUGGGGCAUCUGCCGGGCUGGAGGUGAGGGGGAAGGGGUGGUCACUGAUGUCCAGCAAGAGCCCUUGGUAGGUAGAGCCCACUACCAAAUCCCCCAGACGCCACCAUGUUCCUCUUCUCCCGGAAGACCAAGACCCCCAUCAGCACCUACAAUGACUCCUACAGGGCUCCUACCUCCAUCAAGGAGGUCUACAAGGACCCACCUCUGUGGGCCUGGGAGGCAAACAAGUUUGUGACCCCGGGUUUGACUCAAACCAUGGAGCGCCACGUGGAUCCUGAAGCCCUGCGGAAGAUGGUCAAAUGCAAUAACCAGGACUACACCUAUAAGAGUUCCAUAUCGGGACAUCCCUAUUUGCCUGAGAAGUACUGGCUUUCUCAAUAUGAAGAUAAGUGCAGCCCAUGCUACCUGAGCAGUGACCGUUACAACACGUGGAGGACAGCACCAUACAACAGUCCCUACUGGAACAAGUACACCACCUGCCUCCCCCGACUGCCUAAGGACGCCGGGAUGGAGACGGUAGCUCGAGGAAUGCCCUUGGAGUACCCUCCUAAGCCGGAGCGGCUCAACGCCUACGGGCUGUGUCACCCUACGACCACCGGCCCGGAAUGGAAUGUGCUGUUACAACUCUCCCGCCGUCAUACUACCCAUGUCCGAACCUUAGAUGGGAUACAAGUCACUUCAAGAAGACCGGUGGUGCCCAGAGAGACAACUAUGUGGUGCACCCUGAGUUUGUGUCUGAGACCUAUCCCGACUACCAUUGCUGGUAGAGCCUGGGCUGGCCAGGCCACGGUGGGAAGAGCAACAAAUAAACUCUUUACCCCCAAAGGCAGCCUCCGGUGUCCUUACCCAGCUGGAUCUGGACGUGAAGGGCCAGUUGCUGAGGCCCCUGGCAAAGCCGCCUUGACUGAGAGGCAGUUUCUCCAAAUCACCCUGCCCAUUCCCAUCAGCGCACUGCUUCCCUGGGUGCCCUCCCGACACCCAACAGCAAUCCUGCAUCCAGCUCACGUCCUCCUGCCUCCGCUCAGAGCCCACCUGGGCACGCAGGGAGGAUGCACCACUUCCCACUCUGAGAGGACCCUCCGGCUGACAUGCCCCCAGUAUGUCCCCAGUGCCCUCCCACGUCUCAGGGGGCCCAGAGUCCUCCCUUCCACAGUCAAAGCCAUUUCCCUACACCCGAAUCUCUAGAUCUCUGCUCCCAGCGACCCCCAAAGACUGUGUUCAGAACCCUUGCUGCUCCCCCCCACUACUGAAGGGGCCCA